AGCGGCGUAUAUCGGCAGGGCACAGCUGGGCGGAGACUAGAGUGAAGCGCACUGAAGAGCCUCGGCAGCAGCGCACAGUGCUAGUAGCUUGGCAGGGUCCCGGUGUGUGUGAGGAGGCCCCUCAGGUCCGGCCGUGACAGCUCCGUGUGCUCAGGGUCUGCAUUUAUUUGAAGAUAUUUCUCUUGCUGGAUUACAGUUUAAUUCUAACUGUGUGGACGCCCCAAGAGGAAAUUUGCGAAUGGGAUGAAUUUGCUGCUGCUGAGCCCUUUUCUUCAGCUCAGUGAAUAACAUUAUCCAACGGGUGAACUUACCUAGUUAUGUUUCCAUUUUCACAACACCCCAUUUGAGUUUGCUUGUCUUCAAAAAGAAUUCAAAGUGGAGUACCGCAAACUUGAUAUGGAUGGCAAGAAGAAAGACAAGGACAAACCUGAUGAAAGAAUGGCCCGGCCAAGUGGCCGUUCAGGUCACAACACACGUGGUACUGGAUCUUCGAACUCUGGAGUAUUAAUGGUCGGGCCUAAUUUUAGAGUUGGAAAAAAAAUUGGUUGUGGCAAUUUUGGAGAACUCAGAUUAGGAAAAAACCUGUACACAAAUGAAUAUGUGGCAAUUAAAUUGGAACCAAUGAAAUCCAGAGCACCGCAACUACAUUUGGAAUAUAGGUUCUACAAGCAGCUAGGAUCUGGAGAUGGUGUACCUCAGGUUUACUAUUUUGGCCCUUGUGGUAAAUAUAAUGCCAUGGUGCUAGAGCUACUAGGCCCAAGCUUGGAAGACUUGUUUGACUUGUGCGACCGAACAUUUUCCCUCAAGACCGUUCUUAUGAUAGCCAUACAGUUGAUAUCCCGCAUGGAAUAUGUUCACUCCAAGAAUUUGAUUUAUAGAGAUGUAAAACCUGAAAACUUCUUAAUAGGCCGACCAGGAAACAAGAACCAGCAAAUCAUUCACAUUAUAGAUUUUGGAUUGGCAAAAGAAUACAUAGAUCCAGAAACAAAGAAGCACAUACCAUACAGAGAACACAAGAGCCUUACGGGAACUGCUAGAUACAUGAGUAUUAAUACACAUCUAGGAAAAGAGCAAAGUAGAAGAGAUGAUUUAGAAGCAUUAGGGCAUAUGUUCAUGUAUUUCCUGCGAGGCAGCUUACCGUGGCAAGGCUUGAAGGCUGACACAUUAAAAGAAAGAUAUCAAAAAAUUGGAGACACAAAGAGAUCAACACCAAUUGAAGUGCUUUGUGAGAACUUCCCAGAAGAGAUGGCAACAUAUUUACGCUAUGUAAGAAGACUAGACUUUUUUGAGAAGCCUGACUAUGACUACUUAAGAAAACUUUUUACCGAUUUGUUUGAUCGUAAAGGAUAUAUGUUUGAUUAUGAAUAUGACUGGAUUGGAAAGCAACUGCCUACACCUGUUGGACCUAUCCAUGCAGACCCUGCACUUUCAUCAAACAGAGAAGCACAUCAACAUAGAGAUAAAAUGCAGCAAGCCAAAAAUCAGGUUGUAAGUUCUACAAACGGUGAGCUAAACACGGACGAUCCAACAGCAGGGCACUCAAAUGCACCGAUCACAGCCCCAGCCGAGGUGGAAGUCCUAGAUGAAACAAACUGCCAGAAAGUGUUGAACAUGUGGUGCUGUUGCUUUUUCAAGAGAAGGAAAAGGAAAACUAUUCAACGCCACAAAUGACUCUGGAAACGUACGACCACGUUUUUCUUUUCUACCCUUUUACAGAAAACGAUCAUGUUCCCAUGCUUUAGUUUGGUUGUUUUACAUUCUUUAUUUCAAUGUCUAGAAGCUUUAAAAUGUUGUCAAUAUAGGAUGAUUUCAGUGGACCAAUGAUGUGGUACAAACAAGAAUGGCUGUCUUCAGCCAAGUAUAGUUACAACAUCUUGUCAGUUGCAAGGUGUCUGCUGAAAGCUAUUUACAAACAAAUAGUGGGAAAAAAUAAGUUUGCUAAAGCUUUAAAAUAACACACUAAAGUCUUACCCGUAGUGAUUUACUGGCAAAGGAUUAAAGUAUUACAUGAAUGGUACUGCAAUAAUUAGUCAUUAGCAUUACCUUUCUCUUUAUCAUAAAAUGGUACAGCCACUGCCCAGAGGUACAGAGGAGAAGAUCCGAGUUCAGAAUUGAUUAAAACUGUGUAAAUGUGCAACAACUGUGUGUGCUGCGGCACAACAUUUGCAUUGUACCUCUUGCAGGGAUAGAGAGAAGCAGAAGCAUUUAUAAUUGUGCAACAUCUCCUAAAUAUAUAUGCUGUAACAUGUGCUUCAUGGUAAUAUGGUUAGACAACGUGAGUUAAAACUUCCACAGUCGACGAAUUAUAUGUAAUAUAUAUGUGAAGAAGAAAAAAAAAACACUAAUGAGGAGUUAAGGGUUCUGCGGCCAUAAAUUAUGCAAAUGGGAGCUGUGCAACACAUGGCAUACUGCUUGCUACAUGCGAGCGUUAUACUCCGUUAACUGAAUCUUUUGGAUGCGUUGUAGUUGUAUAUAGAUAAUUCUUCUCUUUGUCAGGGAGCAGCAAAUUGGAUUGGUCACUGCCUUCUGUAUGGCUACAGUUAGCCGGUGCUUUCAGAUUUCUCACCUGAAUGCUCAAAUUGUAGUAGCUAAUAACAAAAGCAUUAGUUGGCACUUCCUUGCUACCCGUUAGUCUUUUGAAGUGUCUGCAUUAUAGGAAAACAAGUAUAUGGCAUGCCCCUUUUCUCCAGUUUGUAUCAUAAACACAGAAGAUAGCUUCACAGGCCAGAAAGGCUGUCGUCAUACAGAACCAAGUAACUUCUCAAUGAGGAAGCCCAGAUAACUGUGCAAUGGUCACAUUAAAAGAAUGGACUGUAUUUUCAAGGGAGUUUUGAAGGAAAGUGACUAGAACAAAUAUCAUGACCAUACUUUUUGGUUAAUUUAAAUCAAAAGGAAAAUAUCCAAAAGUCUCCUGGGGCGAAUUCGUCAUUUUUGUUUUCUAUCAGUGCACGCCUUACGGCUAACUUAUUUAUUUUUACGUCUUGUUUAUGGUAACAUAAAAUGUGUAUUUCAGAAUAUGUAAAUGCACAUCUUUGCAUUCAUUAUUGCAUUUACAGGGAUUUUAAAUGUAAUUUGUAAUUUAUUUUGUUAACAACCAGGAGUGCAGUGCUUAUUUUCAUGGUCUAUGCGCUCACAUAAAACUCACAAAAAAUACUGAUCUGGUGUUUUUGUUUUGUUUCUUGGUUCCCCCCCCCCUUUUUUUGUUACAUUGGUCAAAUUACGGAACUCUGCCCUUAAGUCAUUUAAAAUAUGCAUAUGGUCUGCAGGUUUUUUCACGCCUUGUUUCUGUUGAUAUCUUACCACUCAAAAAUUAUAUAUACUUACAUAUAUAAAUAUAUAUCUAUUUUUUUCAUUAUGGAAAGUGAAAGAAGAUUUGUGGCCAUUCUAAUGUGAAAUCACUUCUGUCUCUACAGUAUUUGACCAAAUUUUGUUGCACCAUAUUGUAAAUACAUGCAGCAACUUGUGUUUCUUAUGAUACAUCUGUUUAUUUUGUUUCUCAAUAGAUAUUUUUUUCCUUUGGGGGGGAUGGGGUGGGAGGCGGCAGUUUGGCCUGUACAGUGUUUAUAUGAUCUGAACUUAUCAAACAUAACAAGAAAAAAAUGUAUAGUAAUCCAAUGUGGACUUCAAAUAUUUAAAAUACAGUACCCUUUAUUUGCUGCAAAGACCAGUAUGUAGACAUUUUGCUUUUUAGCAAUAUUUAAGUGCUCCAUUUACUGCCUUGACAGGAGAAUGACCUCCAUGGCAGCACAAACUGGUCAACAAUAGGUAAUGCAGGUAUGUUCAGGUUAAGCCAACAAUUCUUCGCAUUUUUAAGCUUUUUCCCCAUCUAUACUAAUGAAGUCAACAUUGCCUGAAUGUUUAAAUAAUAAAAUACAUCCCUGUUUAAAAAGUAUGUAACUGAAGAAAUAAAAAAUAAAGGUAGUUUUUUUUUUAA
This is a messenger RNA of Xenopus laevis (African clawed frog), 3934 nucleotides long. RefSeq names its product casein kinase 1 gamma 3 L homeolog (gene csnk1g3.L). NCBI's taxonomy places the organism in Eukaryota, Metazoa, Chordata, Amphibia, Anura, Pipidae. Gene Ontology annotation, cellular component: cytoplasm. The record is from RefSeq and is marked provisional. Gene Ontology annotation, molecular function: kinase activity; nucleotide binding; ATP binding.